Molecule: messenger RNA, 3422 nt
Organism: Gossypium raimondii (Peruvian cotton)
Lineage: Eukaryota; Viridiplantae; Streptophyta; Magnoliopsida; Malvales; Malvaceae
Exons: 6
Coding region: 302-3082 (926 amino acids)
Source: RefSeq, a predicted model, not a curated record
CUGUGUCUCCAUUUGUUGCUUUGAACUACAUCACACAUACACGAACACACAGUCCUUUUCUCACUCUCAAAGGAGGAGCCUUUCACUUUUGUUUCUCCCAAAAAUCUCAAAUUUAAGCUGAACCCCAUUGCAAUGUUCUGUCUUUUUCUCUAUAUUUAAGUUGAACCAUGAAAUAUUGUUGCAUUUAAGCUGAUCUCAUUCAUUAGAUUUCUGUAUGGAUUUGGCUGGUGGAGUGGAGUUUCUGUUUCUCUUGUAUCAUUUGCUUGUAUAAGUUAAGCAGUUCAAAUUCUGCUUUUACACAAUGGGGGUUGACAAAGAAGGACCGAAAAAUGGAGGUUAUGUCGGUGGAUUUUUUCAGCUAUUUGACUGGAAAGCGAAAUCUCGGAAGAAGUUAUUCUCUAGCAAGUCUGAUUUUCCAGAGCGAUCAAAACAGGGAAAGAGAAAUGAUGGGAACUUGCCGAUGACACGACUCCAUCUGACUGAUGAGGAUGAACUUGGAGCCGGGACAAGCAUAAAGGGAAGUAGCGAUUAUAGUUGUGCUUCCUCAGUCACAGAUGAUGAUAUGUAUGGUACUAGGGCCCCUAGUGUGGUUGCCAGGCUUAUGGGAUUAGAUUCAUUACCCACAUAUUCUGAGCCAUACUCCACCCCUUUGUUUGACACUCAAUCUCUUCGAGAUGCUCAUUUCCGGAAUAGAAACCUUAAUUAUCAUCAUGACAAACUAGGAGUUUAUCCUGGAGAUCUUUUCAGUAAGAUUGAGGGCCCUGUGAGGAACUUUAUGGAGUCAAUGCCUCAGAAGACAGUCAGCAAGCCUAUAGAGAAAUUCCAAAUCGAAAGUUUGCCCCCUAAGGCAGCUAAAACAAUUCCCAUUACCCACCAUAAACUUUUGUCUCCUAUCAAGAGUCCUGGUUUUAUUCCGAUUAAGAAUGCGGCUCACAUAAUGGAAACAGCUGCACGAAUUAUUCAGCCUGGCCCACAAGCCGCAACUAGAGCCAAAAUGCCUCAGGUUGGUUCGUCCUCAGUGCCAGUGAAAGUUCGUGAUUACAAAGAAAAAAUGGAGGCUGCGCAAAAAAUGCCUGUGGUCAGAUCUUCUUCUGUGCCCUUGAAAGCUCAAGAUUUAAGAGAGAAAACAGAAUCUGCACAUAAUACAUCGAGGCUCACUGAAAGGACUAGAAGGCCAGUUGAGUCAAAUGCGGCCAAGUAUCUUAAAGGACAAUCUUUGAACAAGAGCUGGAAUGGAUACAUAGAGACAACAUCACCCAGGACUUCUGAUACUGAAGAAAUUUCUUCUGCUUUAAAGAAUAAAGGGAGGUCGAUAUCACUUGCAAUCCAAGCUAAGGUCAAUGUGCAGAAAAGAGAAGGAUUAGCUUCUAGCAGCAACCGGAAUUUGUUAGGGUCGAAAGACCAGAGUGAGGUUAAGUGUAGUCAAGCCUUCAAGAUUCAACCAAGUACUCAAAAGAGUUUGCAUAAGAAACCUUCAAUGCACAAUUCUUCUAGUGUACUCAGGCAGAACAAUCAGAAGCAGAACUCCAUAGCCGAUAAGGACAAAUUACCUUCAAAGAAUGCGGGUGCCAAUUUGCACAGUAGAAAAGUGCUCUCUGGGGAUUCUGCUUUUGCGCAACAUAGAAUGUCAGUUAAAACUGUUGGAAACUCCAAAACUGGCUCGAGGAAGUUGGGCUUAGUUACAGCAGAUAGCGAAAAAGGAGGUCCAUAUUCCAGUACAAAGAACCCGAGGAAGAAAAGAUCAAUAGAUAGGGAUUUCCAUUUUGAGAAAAAUCAGGUUGUUGAUAGUUUGUUGAUUGACAGAAACCAGAAGAAAGAUCAUCCUGUUACAGAAAGGAACAUCAGCUGGGUUGAAGAUAGCAAGAAGAAAGGCAUGGAUGUUGUCUCAUUCACAUUCACAGCCCCGCUUACCCGUUCAAUGGAAACAUCUCAGGUUUCUCAGAAAAAUAACAGCUUUUGCUUGGAUAAUCGGGGUAAGAGAUUGUUGCUUGACACUGAGAGUCUGAAGUUGCCUUCAUCAGGAUAUAAUGUGAUAGGGGGAGAUGCUUUAAGCAUGCUUUUGGAACAGAAGCUAAGAGAAUUAAGUAAUGCGGUUGAAUCAUCUUGCCAAAAGUCUCUCAAUUCAGGAUCACCUUCUAGUUCUACAUCAUUUUCACAUGAUUUUGUGCAAAGCACUCCUAAUGCUUUUAAUAGCUUGCCCCAGUUGCAUGAUAAACUUGGUAGUUGUCACAGUUCUGAUCUUUCCUGUGCUGAUUUUCAACUGCUCGGAUUGAAACACAAGCUUCAGGGAGGAGUUGAUGAAUGCAGUAGCAGCCCUCUUGAUGCUUGGCAACCUAGUCCAGUCUCUAUCCUUGAACCGACGUUUUCAACUGAAAGCUGCAACUCUUCAGAUAGCACUGAUAGUUUCAGUAUAGAAGGAAGUAAGCAGUGUUCAUCUGUCCAAGCUCAGGAAGUUCUUGGGCUAAGUUCUUUAAAGAAGCUACGCUCACUAGAAGCUGAUACAGAGUUAUCAGAUUCUGCUUCCUCCAUGUAUUCAAGAACUGUGGCUAAAUGUAAUGAAAAUAUUGUUGUUAUGUCAGAAUCCAUGAAAUCAUCCAACUGGGAACUAGAAUAUGUGAAGCUGAUACUGUGUAACGUGGAGUUAAUGUUCAAGGACUUUGCCUUAGGCCGUGCUCGUGAAACUAUAAAUCCUCAUCUCUUUGAUCAGUUGGAAAGCCGAAGUGUUGGAUUUGGACGUGAUGGUGAGUCGAGGCUAGAACGGAAGGUACUAUUUGAUUCAGUCAGUGAAUGCAUGGACUUGAGAUGCAGACGGUAUGUUGGUGGAGGAUACAAAACGUGGACAAAUGGGAUGACAAUCCUGAGACGAAAUGAGUGGCUAGCUGAAGAAGUGUACAAGGAGAUAUGUGGGUGGAGAGGUAUGGGAGAUUGCAUGGUGGACGAGCUUGUGGACAAAGACAUGAGAAGCCAACAUGGAAAGUGGCUGGAUUUCGAAGUAGAUGUGUUCGCACUAGGAGCAGACAUCGAGGGUCAAAUACUGAAUGCCUUGGUUGAUGAGAUGAUUAGUGAGUUCUUGCCAUUUUAAAAGCUUUGUCAGUAAUGGACGGUGGUUGAGUUUAUGCACAUGGAAAAUGGGUUGGCUUCUUUAAAGUUGAUGAUGCAGCAAUCUGUAUAUGGGGGGCGGGGGGCGGGGGGUGGGGGGACAAUGAGGGCCAAAUAUUGAAAGCUUUUUUGGCAGCUGAAUAUGAUCAUCAAUGACAGCCAUGAUGUACUCUUUAAGCAUUUAGUUUUGUUUUGUCACUGCAAAAUUUCUAGUGUAUGUUGUUUCUCUUCAUAUAUAUAGAGAGAGAGUUAUCAUCCCUUGGGGAUCUUAUUCUUGUAAUCAUGAAAGAUUCUUUAAAGUUAAUUCUUCAAACUAUUGUGAA